Fragaria vesca subsp. vesca is the source of this 1347-nucleotide messenger RNA. Its product is annotated as aspartic proteinase nepenthesin-2-like. The coding region runs from base 1 to 1347 and encodes 448 amino acids. NCBI's taxonomy places the organism in Eukaryota, Viridiplantae, Streptophyta, Magnoliopsida, Rosales, Rosaceae. The record is from RefSeq and is a predicted model, not a curated record. The transcript has a single exon. Gene Ontology annotation, cellular component: extracellular region.
AUGACCCUUCUCUUGUUCAUGUUCACUUUCAUGUUGCCCAUUGCAACAUGUGGAUUUAGCAUCCAGCUCAUACCAAUCGAUUCUGUUAUCCUCCCAACUAAUCACACUCCUGAAGAAAGGCAUAACCUACUUGCUAAUAUAUCAAGAAAUCGAGCCCUCAACCUCAUGUCCAUGAGUGCAGCAAGAGCAAUGAACCCAAAAGAGGAGUUCGUGAAGGGUGUGCCUAAUACCAUACAACCCCCCAUUUAUCGAGUUCUAAGUAAUUACUAUGUGACUCGAAUGGUCAUUGGCUCACGACUAUAUACACCCUACUUAAUGGUGGACACAGGCAGUGCUGACACAUGGGUUCAAUGUGAUGGAUGCCGCAAUUGCUUUCCAAUACAGGGAGGAAAUUUCAAAUAUAAUGAGUCUACAACAUACAAAUAUCUACCUUGUAAGAACCCACUUUGUGUGCCAAAACUAUGUGAUAGUGCAGGGGUGUGUCUCUACAGGAAUCUGUACAGUGGCGGAAGCAAAUCUGAAGGUUGGGUUUCUAGUGAUACCUUCCUUUUCUCAAGCACUAACCAUACCUCUAUGAAGUUGCCAGUAGCAUUUGGUUGUGGCUAUGAUAACCAGAAUAUGAGUUUUGGUCACAAUGAUGGACCUAGUAAUCCUAUAGCUGGCAUAUUUGGAUUAGGUAUUGGGACGAGGUCAAUCCUAAAACAACUAGGUAAGGAGACCAACCAGCGCUUCUCUUACUGCCUACCAUCAUCCAGAACAUCUAGACAAACUCAUACAAUGAUAAGCUUUGGUGAGGAUGCACAAAUAAAGGGAAGUGUACAGACAAUACAGAUUUUGCCUGCAGAAAAUACGCCUGCUUACAAUGUCAAACUUUUGGGUAUUAGCAUUGCAGGAAAGCGUCUUAAUAUAGAUCCAGCAUUGUUCCAGCUGAAGCGUAGCACUAUUGGUGGAUUUUUCAUAGACACAGGUAGUCCUUACACUAGGCUUGUUCAAGGUGCAUACACAAUUUUGAGGGAUGAAAUGACUCAGUAUAUUAUGAAGAAUUAUGGGAAGCGUCCAACAAGGAAAGGUUUUUUUGAUCUUUGUUAUGGGUCACUAGGAGGGAAUGUGACUUUACCAUCAAUGACAUACCACUUCAAAGGGGCAAAUCUUGUACUGAAUUCAGGGGCUGUGUUUGAGCGAUUUGGUUUUGAUCUCUGCAUGGCUAUAUUGCCUGCUAGCAAUGCAGGACAAAACCUCCUGGGGGCCUUUCAGCAGGCAAAUCAUCGUUUUUUGUUUGAUGUAGGAAAGAAAUCCAUGCUUGUUAAAAAGUAUACAGUGUCAUUUGCACCAGAGAUAUGCCUUUAA